ACAAAAAGCCUAAAUCCACACAUCAUAGGGAAAGAGCAUUGUGUUCAGAAUCGAUUCGAUCGCUGUUCUCCACAACAACAACACUGGUUGAUCAUUCUACAACACUCGGUGUUGGAGAGGAAACAUUCAAUAUUCAACUGAUUCACGAUCAAGUGGGGGUGUUGCGAUCAGGAACUGCGAUUGCGACGAAACUGAACCUGCGAGGUCUCAGCGCAAUCCGUUCCUGCGAUUCGCCGUGUUUUCUGCGUGAAUUCUGUGCCGACAGGCACGGAUUCUUUGGAUUUUUAGUGAUAUGUUGGACUUCAGGAUAGGCGGUGGGAAAUUGGGGUUAGGGUUUUGGGUUGCUUAGGUUGUAGUUAGGGUUUCUGGGCUGUGGGGGGUGUGCCCGAGGAGAAAAUGGAACCACUUUAUGAGCUUGAGGAAGGCGAGGCACCAUACCAAGCAUGUGAUGAUGUUGAUGAUACAAACAUUGACCCUGAUGUAGCACUCUCUUACAUUGAUGAGAGGCUGCAAAGUGUUUUGGGUCAUUUUCAGAAAGAUUUUGAAGGAGGAGUUUCUGCAGAAAACUUGGGGGCAAAAUUUGGUGGCUAUGGUUCAUUCCUCCCAGCACAUCAGCGUUCUCCUUCAAUAUCGUCUCAGCCUAAAUCUCCGCCAAGAUUUCAUAACCACAACAUGCUAGUGUCUCCCAAGCAUUCGGUGACCGAGAUCCCCCCUCAGACUUCUAUUGCUCUCUCCAGUGAUACUCUGUCUCAGAAAAAUGGAGUCACAAUUUCUGGCAAUGUUCAUUCCUUGCAUAAUUUAAGGGGCCCAUUGGGUGAUGGCUCAGUGCGGAAAGAAUCCCGCUUGCCAUCAGUCCACGAUGCUGAAAAGUGCAUUUCAAAAGACGAGCCUUAUUUAAAUAAGCCACCUACUUCAACUGAUCAGAGAACACUAAAAGUUCGUAUCAAAGUGCAUCCCAACAAGACUGGAGAGAAAAAUACUGCAAUAUACUGCGGUCUUGGGCUUACUUCUCCUUCAUCGAUGGAUAGUAGCCCUGUGGAAAGUGGUGAAAUGCCAUCUGAAUUUCAAGAAACUUGUAAUGAAUCUCCUGCCAGCAUUCUCAAGGUGAUGACAUCUUUCCCAAUUGCUGGGGGCCGUCUCCUUUCACCCCUUCAUGAUCAUUUACUUACUUUGUCAAGAAGUGAAACUAACUUAGGAUGUGCUAAGCUUGUUGCUACCAAAAAGAAUGGGCACACCGAUUCGUCCAUUUCUAAUGAUGCUUCAACUUCAAGUAUGGGGAAUGUUAAUGACCUGACCCGGAAGAAAGUAAAUUAUGCUUCCCAGAGUGGUAAUUAUCUGGAACCAAAGAAUAAAGGUAAAGCUGAUAAUGGGGGUGAUAUGGUCUCCUAUUUAAAGAAAAAUUCAGGAAGUGAGACCUUUGAAAACAAACAGUUUCUCUCUACAGAUUUGAAUGCAAAAGUUUUGUUUGAUUUGGGAUGUGAUACUGGUGGAUCACCAAAAGUCACUAGCUUCAAGUCCAAAUCUUUUAGGGGGUCUGAUGAAGUCAUUCAUAUGAAGAAAAGUGGUAAGAUGAAAGACAGAUUAUUGCAUAGCAAAUUGGUUGAUGAUGAUCAUAUUGGUGCGGAGUUCGAGAAUCAAAAUGCAAAAAGCAUCUCAGUUGAGAAAAUUGGGGAAUACCAGAUAAGAUGUUCUCAUAGGGAAACUAAGGAACACUGCCUGAGUAAGGGUGACCAAGUUCUUGCUCCUGUUAUAGCUGAAUCUGAUCUCGCUGAGGGUAGAAAAGACUCUAAAGGGGUUUUAGAUCACUUAGAAGUGAAUGUGAAGGCUACAAGUCAUCAACAGGAUAAAUUAAAUAUACCAGACACAAAGAAGAAGGCUUCAGAAGGAAAAAAGAAGUCUGUGAGUAGUCAAUGUUGCGCAAAGUCUGCUUCUGGUUUUGCCCAGAAAAGUGCUGGUUCUUCUGCUAUUAUAAAGAACAAGAAGGGUUCCAGGAAGGAUGUACCAAAAAAGACAUCUGGUCAUAAGUCAAAGGAAUCUAAGUUGGAUGCACAUAGAGAACCAAAAGCAAGUUCUGAUACAUCAAGACUGAAAUCUGCUCAUACAAAAGUUGACAGCCAGGCUAUAUUUGGGAGUGUGUUGAAGGAACCUUCAACACGUGGAAUAACUCCCGCCAGGGAAUGUACACCACAGACACAAGAGGCACCGGCAGACCCUUUUCUUAUUGAAGAGGACUGGGUUCAAUGCGACCGUUGUGAGAAGUGGCGUCUUCUACCACAGGGUAUGAAGCCAGAUCAUUUGCCACAGAGUUGGAUUUGCAGCAUGCUAAACUGGCUGCCUGGAAUGAACAGCUGUGAUAUUAGUGAGGAUGAAACAACUGCAGCUCUUAAUGCUUUGUAUGCUCCACUCCAUGAGAACCCCAAUAACGUUCAGAAUCAUGUUGCUAAAACUGAAAGUGUGGCAAAUUUAGCAAAUGUUUGUCACUUUGGUGGUAGCACGCAGACUGCUAAUCACAUGACCAAUUCUGGAAGUAAAAAGCAUAAAGUAAAAAAAAGUGAAAAUGGUGAAUCAAUUGUGGCCACAACCUUAACAAAGAACACCCAUGUAGAAAUGACAAAAGGUAUAUAUUUGGCAAAUGUGAACCAGCCUCCAGGAGGGUCAAUUUCAAACAAAUUCAGUGACAGGGAUUUCACUGAACAGAGUGAGCAUGUUGUUAUGGGCGAUGAAAAAAGUAGAAAGAAAAUAAAAAGAGAUCCCAUCUUGUCUGACUAUACGGAUGUGAAGAAGACAAAAGCUGUCAAUGACAUUGCUUCUAGCAAGGACCUAAUAAUGGAGGAUUUGCCUACUAAGGCACAUGUGAAGUAUAUCAAGAAGCACCAGAACCAUGUGCCUUUGAAGGAAACAAAGUCUAAUAUAGGGGGUGGAUUACGUGUCUCUGUUAAAACUCUAGAUCAUGUGCAGGAUUCUCUUGAUAAUGGGUCUUUUGAUAUAAAGGCUUGUAAUGAAAGGGAAAUAUCUACGAAGAAAAGAAAAUUUGAGAACAAAGAUUGUUUGGAGACAUUGCAAAAUGAUGUGGGUCAUCUUGGAGUUAGCAAAGUGUCAAUCAAAGACGAGAGCAGCAAUGGUGGAUUCAAGAAACACAAGAAAUGCAAGGUGUCUCACACUGAAGCAAAUGAGUCCAGUACAAGCAAGAGUGAGCAAAAAUCAAAAGCAAAUGGUGUGGUGACCAAAAUUAUCUUGCCAAAGAGUAGGAACAGUCCUGUUAGUAGAAUUAUGAAAGACCAGCAGGUGAAGAAGUGCAAGGUAAAGAUGAAACCUCAGCUAACUCUCGAUGAUAUUGAUUCCUUGAGAAAGGAUUUGGGGUAUGAAGAAUUGUCAACAACUGCCACUUCAAGCACUUCAAAAGUUUCUGAUCCCCGUAAAAGAAGAUCUAAUGACAAAGUGAAAGGCUCUCCUGUGGAGUCAGUUUCUUCAUCCCCAAUGAGGACAUGCAAUUUGAAUAGUCUUUCAUCCACAAGAAAGCAUAUUUUAGAGAAGGAUGAUGGUAAGUAUAAUGAUAUCACUUUGUUGGGAAGCCCCAAAAAGUAUAUGGGUUGCAAUACCAAUUUCGUGAGCAAUGGGUCUGGGCAAUCGAGAAAGAGGAAUCAUAUCAUUCAUGCCAAGGUUAUUGAUAGUUCUGUGGUACAUCUUCCGGACAUUAAUGCCAGAGAAAAGUUCAAUACGGAUGUGAAGCUUUCUCCUGGUGUUGGAAAUGCCCAUUUAGGUAUGAGUGAUGCUGUUCUAUCGGGGGAAUGUAUGCAUGCUGCAAAUUCUAAUGAUAGGAAGGAUAGGAUGAAGAACCUUUUACACAAACAGAAAGCUGGGAAAAAUUUAACAGUUCGAUCCAAAGAAAAAAACAAGGAUCUUGGUUUUGGGUCUCAAAAAAAUGGAGAGAAGCUCUCUGAUCGUCCAGUUGAUAAUCUAGGCUUGAAACCAUUUCAGAGUCUGAAGGAAGAGACUGACGGUACUCAUAAUCGUCUUGAGUAUGACACUAAAUUGCUUGGAAAUAGUAAGAAUGUUGACAAUUUGGUUACUGCUAAACCAACUGGCCUGAGAAGAGAUAACCAGUUAAACGGGUCAAAUGCAAAAUUAAAUGCUUCGUGUAACAUGGAUGUGAAGGCUCCUACUCAGCAAAAGCCAAAUCCGGAGCUUGAAGCUGAAACUAUUCUGAGGGAAAGAUCAAGUCAAAUGAGCUUGAGGGAGGAAAAGGCAGGGGUUGACCUGUCUGCAGGUGAUAAGCAAGCCACUUCAACUGGUGCCAGCAGACCUCCAUUGCUCCACAAAGUAUCUCCUGUGGAUCCACAAACUAAGGAUUCUUGUGUUGCUGGUAUUUCAUCAAAAAUGUCAAAAGUUACUGGUCCUGUUGUUUGCCACAACGGCACCCAAAACAGCACAGGCCAUCUUAUUCCAGUGCAUAGUGCAAAUAGGAACAUGAAUGCUCCAAACUGUUCAGAAAGGGAUGCCUCCAAUCAGUCUGCUUCUAGUGUCUUGAGAGAAGCAGAAGAACUCAGAGAUUACGCUGACCGUCUUAAGAGCACUGGAUUCAAUUUCGAAUAUAAUGAGGCAUACUUCCAAGCUGCUUUGAAAUUUCUUUAUGGCGCUUCACUUCUAGAAAUCUGCAGUGGUGAUAGUAAUAAAUAUCGGGAGACGAAUCAAAUCCAAAUCUAUACUAAUACAGCAAAACUUUGCGAAACUUGUGCAAAUGAAUAUCAGAAACGCCAAGAAAUGGCCACUGCUGCUUUGGCCUAUAAGUGCAUGGAGAUUGCAUACAUGAGGGUAGUUUAUUGCAAAAACAUGAGUGCAAGUCGAGUUUGGCCUGAUAUGCAGGCUAGUUUGCAAAUGCCCAUGCCCCCACAAGGUGAAUCUCCUUCAUCUUCUGCGUCUGAUGUUGAUAACACAAACAAUCAAGCAAUGACCGACAAGACUGCUCUAUCUAAAGUGAUGAAUGGUUCUCACCAUGAAACUCAUGUUAUUGCUCCUUCAAACCGUCCGAGUUUUGUUCGGUUGCUCGACUUUGCUAAGGAUGUUAAUGCUGCCAUGGAGGCAUCCAGAAGAGCUCAAAAUGCAUUUGCAGCUGCUAAUAUUAUAUUGGAAGAGGCUCAAAAUAUGGAGGCUAUCUCAUCUGUUAAAAGAGUUAUUGAUUUCAGCUUCCAGGAUGUAGAGGAGCUUACACGUUUGGUGCGACUUGCAAUCGAGGCCAUCAACCGUCAAAGUAUUGGUGGAAAUAGAUAAGACAACUGUGUAUAUAGUCUACUCCUUGAACAAGCAAGCUUGUUAAUGCAGGAUGUGAUCCUGGAAUUGCAUUUCGCAGUUGGUGAAGAUGCGUGCAAUUAAGUGCUUGCUAUCCUUAUGUACAUGUGUACAAAGCAGGAUUGAUUUCUAUUAUCCUAAUUUUUUGAGUAUUCGGCUAUUUACUAUUCCCGUAUGACGAGGACAUACUGCGAUCAACCUGA
Cuscuta campestris is the source of this 5489-nucleotide messenger RNA. Lineage: Eukaryota; Viridiplantae; Streptophyta; Magnoliopsida; Solanales; Convolvulaceae. The record is from the annotation of a GenBank genome assembly.